AUCAGAGCUUUGGAACUGGAUCCCAACCUGUUCAGGGUGGGUCAGAGUAAAGUCUUCUUCAGAGCUGGAGUUCUGGCUCACCUGGAGGAGGAGAGAGACCUGAAGAUCACAGACACCAUUAUACACUUCCAGAGUGCUGCCAGGGGAUUUCUUGCACGCAAAGCCUUUUUGAAGAAGCAGCAGCAGCUGAGCGCUCUGAGGGUGAUGCAGAGGAACUGUUACGCUUACCUCAAACUCAGGAACUGGCAGUGGUGGCGGCUGUUCACUAAGGUGAAGCCGUUGCUGCAGGUGACUCGACAGGAUGAGGAGAUUCAGGCCAGAGAGUCUGCGCUUCUGAAGGCCAGCGAGAAACUCAGCAAAGUAGAGCAAGAAUACAUCGACCUGGACAAGAAACACGCUCAACUGAUCGAAGAGAAGGCGGUGCUGACCGACCAGCUGCAGGCAGAGGCCGAGCUGUUCGCAGAGGCCGAGGAGAUGCGGGCCAGUCUGGCCAACAGGAAGCAGGAGCUGGAAGAAGUUCUGAGCGAGAUGGAGAGCCGACUGGUGGAGGAGGAGGAGAGGGGCACGCAGCUGGCCAACGACAAGAAGAGAAUGCAGCAGAACAUACAAGACCUUGAGGAGCAGCUAGAGGAGGAAGAAAGUGCCAAACAGCGCCUCCUGCUGGAGAAGGUUAGCUUGGAGACCAAAGUGAAGAGUCUGGAGGCUGAACUCCUGACGGCUGUGGAACAGAGAGACCGACUCUCCAAGGAAAAAAAGCUGCUGGAGGAGCAUCUGAGUGAGGUGACGGAUCAACUGACUGAGGAGGAAGAGAAGACUAAAAGCCUCAAUAAACUUAAGAACAAGCAGGAGGCCGUCAUCGCUGACCUAGAGGAGCGUCUGAAGCGUGAGGAGCAGGGUCGCUUAGAGCAGGAGAAGUGGAAGAGGAGGAUGGAGAACGAGUCGCUGGAGGCUCAGGAGCAGCUGUCGGACCUGGGCAUGCUGUCUGCCGAGCUGAGGGGAACUCUGGCUCAAAAGGAGAAGGAAAUCACCACCCUGCAGGGCCGACUGGAGGAAGAAGGUGCCCGCCGUGCUGAAGCACAGAGGGCUCUGAGGGAGGCCUCGUCUCAAGUGUCUGAGCUGAAGGAGGAGGUGGAGAAUGAACGAGGGAUGAGAGAAAGAGCAGAGAAACAGAAACGAGACCUUGGAGAGGAGUUGGAAGCUCUCAGAACUGAGCUGGAGGACACCCUCGACACCACGGCUGCACAGCAAGAGCUAAGGUCCCGUCGGGAAGCUGAGCUGAAUGACCUGCAGCGAGCUGUGGAAGAGGAGACUCGCCGACACGAAGCCCAACUAUCAGAGCUCAGAGUGAAACACAGCACUGCAAUAGACAACCUCCAGGAGCAGCUGGACAACAGCAAGAGAGCUCGCCAGUCUCUGGAAAAGGCCAAAGCCAUGCUGGAGGAAGAGAGGCAGAAUCUGACCGAUGAAAUCAAAAGCCUCCAGGCGAGCCGCACGGACAGCGAGAGGGGCCGCAAACGAGCAGAGAGCCAGCUGCAGGAGCUGAACGCCCGCCUGUCUCAGGCUGACAGGGAGAGGGAGGACAGGGAGGAGCGAGUUCACAAGCUGCAGUGUGAAAUCGAGUCUCUCUCCAGCAGUUUAUCUUCCUCCGACAGCAAAUCUCUUCGACUCGCUAAAGAAGCAAACAGCCUGGAGAGUCAGUUACACGAUGCAAAGGAACUGCUGCAAGACGAGACUCGUCAGAAGAUGGCUCUGGCCUCCAGGGUGCGAGCUCUGGAGGAGGAGAAGAACGGCCUGAUGGAAAGGCUGGAAGAGGAGGAGGAGCGAACUAAAGAGAUGGCCCGUCAGAUCCAAACGCUCACCCAGCAGCUCGCGGAGCUCCGUAAGCAGUCGGAGGAGGUGAGCACGGCGGUGGAAGCCGGAGAGGAGGUGCGCAGGAAGCUGCAGAGAGAGCUGGACAGCACCAUUCAAAAAGAGCGACAAAAGGAGGAGGAGAAGGAGCGCGUGGAGAGGCAGAGGGAGCGGCUGCGGGAGGAGUUGGAGGACUUGACUAUCGCCCUGCAGAGGGAGAGGCAGAACUGCACGGCACUGGAAAAGAGGCAGAAGAAAUUCGACCAGUCUCUGGCAGAGGAGAAGGCGGUGAGCGCUCGUCUGGCUGAGGAGAAGGACAAAGCAGAAGCAGACAGCCGAGAGAAGGAAACAAGAUGUCUGUCCCUGUCUCGAUCCCUGCAGGAGGUCCAGGACCAGCGAGAUGAGCUGGAGAGGAUCAACAAGCAGCUCCGUCUGGAGAUGGAGCAGCUCGUAAACCAGCAGGAUGAUGUUGGCAAAAAUGUGCACGAGCUCGAACGGACCCGCAGGGCUCUAGAGGCAGAAGCUCAGAGCUUGAGAUCUCAGACGCAGGAGCUGGAGGAGGAGCUGACGGAGGCGGAGGACUCCAGGCUGAGGCUGGAGGUCACCCUGCAGGCGCUCAAAGCCCAGUUCGAGAGGGAGCUCAGCACCAGCGAGGAGAAGGGAGAAGAGAAGAGGAGAGCCCUCAGCAAGCAGGUGAGAGAGCUGGAGAUCCAAUUGGAGGAGGAGAGGACUCAGCGCUCUCAGGCCGCCUCAUCCAAGAAGCAGCUGGAAGCAGAGCUCCAAGAAUCUGAGGCCCAUUUGGAGGCAGCCACUCGUGGUAAAGAGGAGGCCGUCAAGCAUCUACGGAGGCUGCAGAGUCAAAUGAAGGAAGUUCUCCGUGAAUUAGAUGAGACCAAGUUAUCUCGAGAGGAGGCGAUUUCACAUCUGAAAGACGGCGAGAAGAAAAUACAAACACUAGAAGCAGAAGUGCUGCAUCUCACUGAGGAGUUGGCCGUAUCAGAGAGGCAGAAAAAGCAGGCUCAGCAGGAGAGAGAUGAGUUGUCAGAGGAGAUGGUGAACAACAGCUCUGGAAAGAACGUGCUCUUUGAAGAGAAGCGGCGGUUAGAGUCUCGAAUCACACAGCUGGAGGAGGAGCUGGAGGAGGAGCAGACCAACAUUGAGCUGCUGACAGAGAGACACAGGAAGGCAGCUCUACAGGUGGAGACCCUGACUGUGCAGCUGCAGGGGGAGCGGACUCUGGCCCAGAAGGCCGAGGUGUCUCGAGAGCAGCUGGAGAGGCAGAACAAGGAGCUGAAGACCAGGCUGGAGGAGCUGGAGGGAACGGUCCGAGGCAAACACAAGCUCAGUGUCGCCGCCCUGGAGGCUAAGAUCGAGUCAAUGGAGGAGCAGCUGGAGCAAGAGAGACAAGAAAGAGCCAUUGCCAACAAGCUGGUGAGGAAGGCUGAGAAGAAACUAAAGGAGACGAUGAUGCAGGCAGAGGACGAGAGGAGACAUGCAGACCAGUACAGAGAACAGCUGGAUAAGUCGAUGGUGCGACUGAAGCAGCUGAAGAGGCAGCUGGAGGAGGUGGAGGAGGAGAACUCUCGCAUCAACGCCCUGAAGAGGAAGCUGCAGAGGGAGAUGGAGGAGCUCAGCGACAGCAGCCAGAGCAUGAACCGGGAGAUCACCUCGCUCCGCACCCAGCUCAGGCGCGCUCCGCUGCCCCUGGCGCUGCGUGGACGCAGAGCCCUGGUCGACGACCUCUCCCUGGACAACUCCGACUCGGAGGACCCCCCUGCUUCCCCCACCCCCUCCUCUGGACUCUCACAGACUCCUUCCUCAGACCAGAGCCUGGACCCUCCGCCGCCCUACAGCGUCAACAACACCGAGUGAGGCGGAACGCCGCCUCGCUCUCUGAGGGGCGGAGGAGCGACGCAACACUAACGUUUUAAAUCAAACAGAAUCUGAGGCGACACGUAUGACAGGUGCUAUAACAAUGAAACAACCUCCUAAUGUGAUGCUCCGUUUUCCCUUCAACAAACACAGAAAACAUAAACAUUAACGUUACAAGGUGAUAGGCUUUUAUUUUGAAAUACAACAAAGACUGACAGUUUUUACAUUACGCCUCUUUAAAGCUAACAAAGUGGGAAAACAAGCACGUUUUAAGGUGAAAGGGAUUUAUUAUUAGCGUACAUAAUAAACAUCUUAUUAUAAAACUAAGCCAUGUUUGAGGGUAAAUUACGACAAUCUAGUGAGCAUUUAUGUCACAUGAAAUAACAGGAAGAGAAGAAAAAUUAACUUUGUGUGCUGGAAGUCAUUUUCUGAGUUAGCGUAACACAAACAGCAGUUAUUUAGCAAUAUUUGAUCCAACCUGUGUUUGAAUAAUUGGUCACUAGAAACACUAAGAGGUGAACUCUCAGACGCUCCACUUUAUUCUGUUUUUAGAUAAAUACGUUCGUAGACGACUUAGCAAUAGUUUCUUCAACUUAACUCUUUACAUAUUCGUAAAUUUGUAUCAUUUAUAUCCAACGUGAACCUAAGUUAUUGAGUCAGUCUCGCAGGGGGAAGAGGGCGAAUCGUAUCGUUUCUAUUCCCGCUGGAACUGAUGUUACAUUCAUGGACGGCUCGGAUUUGAUGGCGUCGGGCUUCAGAGGUGAAUUUGCAUGAGAGGUUUCUUGAAAAGUCGCUGCUGUCCACGAGAAAAAUGAAAAAAACAAAAAAAAAAAAACAAAUGUAUGCUUUUAUAGAUUGUCUAAGACAGCAAGAUAACUAGAAACAACCGAGGAAGGGUCCUAAUAAUUCCUCUAAAUCUGU
Molecule: messenger RNA, 4641 nt
Organism: Austrofundulus limnaeus
Lineage: Eukaryota; Metazoa; Chordata; Actinopteri; Cyprinodontiformes; Rivulidae
Gene: myh14
Product: myosin, heavy chain 14, non-muscle
Biological process (GO): regulation of cell shape; mitotic cytokinesis; actomyosin structure organization
Cellular component (GO): cytoplasm; myosin filament; myosin II complex
Molecular function (GO): microfilament motor activity; actin filament binding; ATP binding
Source: RefSeq, a predicted model, not a curated record